AUGCACAGCAUCCUUUACCACGGGCUCAUCCACGACAAGGUGUGCUGCAGACAGAAGGAUUACUGGCAGUUUGUGAAGGACAUUCGCUGGCUGAGUCCUGGCUCUGCUCAUCACCUGGAGAAGUUCAUCAGCCUUCAGGAGAGCGGCCAGCCCGACCCAGAGGGUCCGGGGGACCAGGCCAUCGCGCAGCUGUGGCUGCAGCACAGCCUGCAGUGCCACUGCCUGUCGGCACAGCUGAGACCACUCCUGGGCAACCGGCAGUACAUCAGGAAAUUCUACGCAGACACUGCCUUCCUGCUCAGUGACGCCCACGUCACGGCCAUGCUGCAGUGCCUGGAGGCUGUUGAGCAGAACAACCCCAGGCUUCUGGCUCAGAUCGACACCUCCAUGCUGGCCGGCACGUCACUGCCAUCCCUGUGCACAUCAGGUCCUUCUGCUGGGACAAGAGAGAUGUGUGACUGUGACGCUAAAGGACAGGAGAGCCGUCUGCCUGGGGCGCUGGGCUGCCUGGAUCGUUUCACCGAGAGCCUGCUUACCGGGAAGAGUGACGGUCCACCUCCGGUGACCAAGAGUCAAAGCCUGACUGCCCUCCCCGCAUCCCCGUACAUCCCCGCUUCAGGCUACAUGCAGCAGCGCUGCUUUGGGUCCUUCUCCAGCCUCCACCAUCCAGCCUCCUCCGACCUCUCAGACAGGAGACCAGCGAGCUCCUCUGUCAGCUCCAGCUCUAGCCAGCACCAGGAGCACUGCCCGUCCACCCGGUCCUCGUCCUUCAGUGACAUCAGGUCCCCUCUUGAGCAGCCCGGCUCUGCCACCUGCUUGCACAUCCCCUCAUCUAAAGACCCCUUCUCUCCGGCCAGCGAGAUGAGCUCCAGCACCACCAGCCAGAGCGAGGACACUUGGAUGGGGAGACAGGAUGAUCCACAGAGUGAUGCUAAUGACGGGCCAGAGUACCUGGCUAUUGGGAACUUGGGGCACCGGGGCCAGGCAUGCAGCAGUGCCAGCACCAACAGCACCAAGAGCAGCAGCUCCAAACUCUUCUCCUCCAGCAGCUCCCAGAAGUUGGACUCAGUCUCAUCCCUGGGGGAGCAGGGGGCAAGCGGAGGUGGAAACAGGGGCCUGAGCCUGUUGCGCCGGUCCAGCUUCUCAGAGGGACAGUCAUCAGUUCCCCAGGGCAUCCGCAAGAAGAGCCACAUGCGCUCGCACUCCGACACCAAUGUGGCUUCGGGAAAGUUGCAUGGAGGCCUCAGGGAUAUCACCAUUAUAAUAGAAGAUCCAGUGGCAGAGUCCCAUGGUGAUCCAGGUGGAGGGAGAGGGCCGGUCUCCGUUUCCACCCAGAGCAGUGAACUGAGCACACCCAGCUCCCUCUACAUGGAGUACGACUCUGGCCAGUACCUGAGCUCGGGGGAAGGGAUACUCAGAAGACCCUCGGAAGGACAGUCCCUCAUCAGCUACCUCUCAGAGCAGGACUUUGGUAGCUGUGCAGACCUGGAGAAGGAGAAUGCCCACUUCAGCAUCUCAGAGUCCCUCAUUGCUGCCAUUGAGCUGAUGAAAUGCAACAUGAUGAGCCGGCAGCUGGAGGAGGAGGAGGAAGACAGUGACAAGGAGAUCCAGGAGCUUAAACAAAAGAUUCGCAUUCGACGCCAGCAGAUCCGCACCAGGCACCUGUUCCCUACCUGCCAGGAGAUGGGCUCAGACAGUCUUGUGGCAACAGACAGUGGUUCCCAGUUCAGCUCCCAUGGCUCUAUGCGGCUCUCUGACUCCGGCUCCGCAGAGGAUGUGGAAGAGUACGAGAUCCAAGAUGCAGACAUCAAGAGGAACCCAGACUCCAGCAGGAAGUCCUUUCUCUCCUCAGAGUCCAUAUCCCACUCCUUCCUCAAUUCCAACUCGGCGGAGGCUGUGGCCAUGGGCUUGCUGAAGCAGCAGGGAUCUGACCCUCUUGCCUGCUUCUCCCAGCUCCUGCCCAUCCCCGACUCUCUGCCCAUCUCUCCCGAUGACGGAGAACACGCUGACAUCUACAAGCUGAGGAUUCGGGUGCGCGGAAACCUGGAGUGGGCCCCACCGCGACCGCAGAUUAUCUUCAAUGUUCACCCAGCCCCAACGAGGAAGGUGGCCGUGGCCAAGCAGAAUUACCGGUGUGCAGGCUGUGGCAUCCGGACUGAUCCUGAUUACAUCAAGCGGCUGCGGUACUGUGAGUACCUGGGGAAGUAUUUCUGCCAGUGCUGCCAUGAGAACGCCCAGACAGUCAUCCCCAGCCGCAUCCUGCGCAAGUGGGACUUCAGCAAGUACUAUGUGAGCAACUUCUCCAAAGAUCUGCUCAGCAAGAUCUGGAGCGACCCACUCUUCAACGUGCAGGAUAUCAAUCCUGCCCUGUACCGGAAAGUGAAGUCUCUCAACCAAGUGUGGCUGCUGCGAAUCCAGCUUUUCCACAUGAAGAACAUGUUUAAGACCUGCCGGCUAGCUAAAGAUCUCCUAGACUCCUUCGAUGCAGUGCCCGGCCACUUGACAGAGGAUUUGCACCUCUACUCGCUGAGCGACCUCAGCGCCACGAAGAAGGGGGACCUAGUGCCUCGCCUGAUGGAGCUCCUGAAGGCAGGCAGCCUGCACGUUGAGAAGUGCAUGCUGUGCCAAGCCAAAGGCUUCAUCUGUGAGUUCUGCCAGAAUGAGAGCGAUAUCAUCUUUCCCUUUGAGCUCAACAAGUGCAGGACCUGUGAAGAGUGCAAAGCCUGCUACCACAAAUCCUGCUUCAAGUCCACCCGUUGCCCCCGCUGCGAGCGGCUCCAAGCCCGGAGAGAGCUUCUGGCCAAGCAGAGCAUGGAGUCCUAUGUCUCGGACUAUGAAGAUGAGCUGGAGCGGACAGAGGCGGUGGCAGCCACAUGA
Tauraco erythrolophus (red-crested turaco) is the source of this 2877-nucleotide messenger RNA. The record is from RefSeq and is a predicted model, not a curated record. Lineage: Eukaryota; Metazoa; Chordata; Aves; Musophagiformes; Musophagidae.